AUGAGUCACAAGAAAAUAAAAAUAAAAUAAACAUGAGGUGAGAACAAAAAUGAAAACUUUAAUUUCAGUUUUGCUUCCACUCUAUCUCGGAUCUCAAAUCAUUGUUACUCUUCUUUAGCAAUAUCUUUUCUCUCUCAACCCGACCCGACCCGACCCGAGAAAUGCGGAAUCCUACGUCUGCUUUGGGUACAUGGCUUCACAACAAGAUCGUCGAACCCCUUCUCCAAAUUUUACGCAGGGGUGCUGAGCCUAAGCAAUUGGCAUUUUCAACAGCUCUGGGUUUUACCUUGGGUGUAUUCCCAAUAUGUGGGGUAACUGUUUUUUUAUGUGGAAUUGCUAUUCCUUUGUUGGGGUCACGUUGUCAUCCUGCAAGUGUGCUGCUGGCAAAUUUUGUGGCUACUCCCAUUGAAUUGAGUUUGGUGAUACCCUUCCUGCGUCUUGGUGAAGCUAUCUGUGGUGGUCCUCAAUUUCCAUUGACCUCUGAUGCUUUGAAGAAGGUUCUGACAGGCCAAGCUUCAACUGAUGUUCUACUAAGCAUUGCUCAUGCGUUGGUGGGGUGGCUGCUUGCAGCACCGUUCAUCCUGGCCCUACUUUAUGUUGUACUUUUGCCUUGUUACAAGAUUCUUGUGCAGAAAUUCAGCUCUGACCCCCUAAGCCCAAAGAAGCUAAAAGGCGAUGAAGAACUUAGGCUCAAGGCCUUGAUAGUAUAGACUAUAUGCUCGUGGAUUUGUUUAGUUGAAUUGCUAGCUCUGAUCAAGAGGUGCUCUUUUCACAAAGAACUGAUCUUUGUUCAGCGUUUUAUGUACAUGUGAAUCCCAGCGAAAACAAUGAUCUCUGUUGAACAAUUUAUGCUGCUGUGUGCUGUCUGUAUGGAGGAUGAUCGUUUCCAAUGGAUUGCUGUCGAAAGAACUAUCUAAAGUAAAACCCUUUCUUGCCCCCAUUCAAUUAUCUCCCUCCAUUUCAAAUAUGUAAAUAACCAAAAUUAUGGAGAGAGAAGGCACAUAUACAUUAUAUCAUGAAGAUGAGGCAAUGAACUCUUAGUGAAGGUUGUAUAUUGUUGACAUCACAGUUUGUUUAUUACUUCGACGGGGCUUAUUGUUAUCUUCCACUGUCCUAAAUGAAUCUGUAAUUCUAGCCAGAUUUAUCAGGCAACUGCAGCAUCAUACUAUCCAGUAUCAACUUGGUACUGUUCGUAUAUAUCUGUGAAUUAGUGAAA
Molecule: messenger RNA, 1216 nt
Organism: Chenopodium quinoa (quinoa)
Lineage: Eukaryota; Viridiplantae; Streptophyta; Magnoliopsida; Caryophyllales; Amaranthaceae
Exons: 6
Coding region: 162-710 (182 amino acids)
Cellular component (GO): intracellular membrane-bounded organelle
Source: RefSeq, a predicted model, not a curated record